Messenger RNA from Lactuca virosa, 2651 nucleotides. The record is from the annotation of a GenBank genome assembly. Lineage: Eukaryota; Viridiplantae; Streptophyta; Magnoliopsida; Asterales; Asteraceae.
AGAGAGAGAGAGAGAGAGAGAGAGUAGUGAGAAAAAAGUAAUGAGGUGAUGAAGUUUUAUAAGCCAAUGUAAACUGUAAAGUAGCAAAGCUAAGAUUAGACUGGAGAGAUCUUGCCAUUGUGUGUGUGUGUCGGAGGUAGUGAAAUAUAGUACCUGACCGGGGUUGGAACUCGUCGGAAAAUGAUGACGGGGCUAAUACAAGAUCAGAAUCUUGAAAAACAGAUAGAGAAGCAGAUUGGAUGCAUGUCUGGUUUCCUUCACAUCUUCGAUCGCCAACAGAUUUUGGCCGGUAAACGUAUCUACUCCACCACCAAACGCCUCCCUCCCUCCACCGGAGUCAUGGCGUCACCGGAGCCGGUUAAGUCCGUUCAGUCAACGGCGAUAAGAGAAAUGAAGAAGCCAGAGCCAGCGCAGGCGGAGGCGGUGGUGGGUGUACCUGAAAGCCCAGACCGCUUCAAACCAUCUCCGAAGGCGAAUUCCAAUGUCUACGAAACAGCAACGCCGCCGAGAUCACCAUUACCCCUUCCCAUGUUUGACCUGAAGGAGGGAUCGAUAAAAACUUCAUGGAAAUUCUGCAAAGAAAUGCCGAGGCUGUCGCUUGAUAGCAGAGCAAUGGUAGACUCGAAAGGGAGUCUUUGUCCAAUGGAGAUACGCAUGGACAAUGGUAACAACGCCAUUGAUGAAGCUUACGACAAGCAACGCCGGUCGCCCAGCGUCAUCGCGAGACUCAUGGGACUCGACCAGUUGCCAUCUUCCGAUCCACCAUCGAGUCCGGAAACCGUCAAGAAACCGGAGCUCCGGCGAUCGGCAUCUGAAUCCAGGGUUCCCAGAGAUCUGUUUCAUUCCAGAUUUAUUGACUGCAACAAUUCCCAAACCAACCAGUCAAAUCUAGCAAACAAACAAGCAGCGGAUACAAAUCUGACGCACAAUACCAGUGUUGGAGAUAAUGUGUGCAACGUGAGCAGCAGAAACGCUCAGAAUGGCAGAGUUAUGGAGUCAAUGAAAUAUUCAUCAAGAAAUCAAAAAACUGAAUCUCCAAGAACAUCUCAAUGGAGAUCCCCUCAACAGCGGAGAAGCUUCUUUGAUUCGGCGGAUUUUUUCCCGGAGCCAAAACAGACGACGGCGCCAAUGUAUAGUAUUUCCGACAAGAACUUGAGGUUAAGAGGACUAGAUGAGCAGUCCAAUGAUCUGGAGUCCCUGAAGCAUAUUCUCGAAGCGUUGCAACUCAAAGGCCUUUUGCAUUCUAAAAGACCUCCAAACAGAGACAGCCAGAAGAACUUCGUAUACGAUCCGAGUUUUUCUUCCGACGAUUCACAAAUAGUGCUCAUGAAACCGUGGCGCUCCCCUGCAUCAGGUCGGAGAUUCAGAAACGACUCAGGAGGUAUGAAUCGAUACGCCGGAGAGAGUUUACCGUCAGUCAGUCCAAGAAAGGAACGUGGAGUACUCGAUCGGAGCGGAAGAAGUCCGGUCAGAGCUAGAAAUUCUAGCGCUCUUAGUAACUCGAAGAAUAGUAAUACAAUUGUCAAGAGAAAGCCAUUGAGCGUAGAAACGCAAAGGAGUUUCCAUGAAUCCUCUGAAUCACGAAGAAGUUCGCCGAUUAAUUCUCCUAAGCUUACACCUAAAAGAAACGGAUCCGAUUAUCAGUCCGUCACAAAUCGAUCUCCGAGAAGCAGGAAAGCAGCCGGCAUCGGUUAUUCUAAGGAGAAGAUUGGCAGAAGCUUUGUUAUGGAGGAUGAAUCCUCAUCGAUUUCUGAAAGCACCGGUAGUACAACUUCUCAAUCCGAUCCAGAGAGAUCAAAAAUGGAGGAAUACAGGGAAGGAAAGAGUCUGUUAGAGAGAUGUGACAGGUUGCUGCACAGCAUUGCAGAGAUGAACAUCGUCUCCUCCGAGUCACAACCGAGUUCCGGUUCAGUUUUACCAAGUCCAGUCUCUGUUCUUGAUCCUGCAUUCGAUAAGGAUGAGUCGUCAUCUCCUUCACCAGUUAUGAAACGCAGCAUUGAUUUCAAAGAUCUUACCGUUGUUGAUCUGGAAGACGAUAUCUGGAGCUCUAUAAUCUCUCCGGCGACAUCAACCAAAGACGAAGACUUCAUCUCCGACGAUUCUGAUUUCGCUUACAUCUCGGAAAUACUCCGAGCAUCAAAAUACCUCCCGGAUGACUCCAGCGUCUUCUUCUUUUUAGAGAAGCAACAAUACUUCAACGGAAACGACACAUCAAAAGCUUCCAAACUCCAACGGGAGCUCGUCUUCGACGUCGUUGCCGAAAUCCACGACCGGAACAGCCAAUUGCCGCCGUGGAAAGCCGUUUCUGAAUCCAUCAACUCUCUACACCAGAUUUGCUCCGAAUUUCAAAAAAUCCGUGAGCGAUUUACUAACGACAACUUGUUGGAUCCGAUUUGUGGUGUACUGAAAAGAGAUCUCGCUGGAAACAAUGGCUGGGAAGAUCAUCCGGUGGAGAUGUCGGAAACCGUUCUGUACAUCGAACGAUUGGUAUUCAAGGAUUUGGUGAGCGAAACAAUCCGAGAUCUCGCUGACUUUGCCGCGAAAAGUUCCGUCUUGGCGCCUCGAAGGAAAUUGGUUUUUUAAAAUAAGUGGGUUUAGUUUAAUGUUCCCGCUCUUUUUUUUAUAAUUUAUAAAAUCAGCAUGUUCACAAU